This is a messenger RNA of Notothenia coriiceps (black rockcod), 1797 nucleotides long. RefSeq names its product mastermind-like protein 3. Gene Ontology annotation, molecular function: transcription coactivator activity. Lineage: Eukaryota; Metazoa; Chordata; Actinopteri; Perciformes; Nototheniidae. Gene Ontology annotation, biological process: positive regulation of transcription of Notch receptor target. Gene Ontology annotation, cellular component: nucleoplasm. The transcript is spliced from 2 exons. The record is from RefSeq and is a predicted model, not a curated record. The annotation marks the transcript as partial.
CUCCAGGAGACUGUAAAGAGGAAACUGGACAGCGCACGAUCUCCGCUCAAUGGAGAACAGAACGGUAUCUGUGAUGGAGGCAGCUACUCGCCGACUACCAAACGGGUACGGAAGGAGGGCCCCAGCGGUUUGGACUCACUAACGGGUCUCUCCAACAACAACAAUGUACCUCCCAUCUCUCCACUGCAUCACCAAAUGGACAUUAAGCCCUUACUUGGCGGGCCAAACACUUCCACCGGAAACAACACUUCAAACAGCAACGGCAACCACAUAGGUCAGGGGCCCGAUGAUCUUGGAAAGAAUGGUGGAAGCCAUCUCUCGGACAUGAAGCUGAAUGGCUCGUUGGACCUUGAGGACAGCUUCGGGCUCCUCAAAGACUUAAAACAGGAGCCCCUGGAUGACGGGGGUGGGAUGGAGUCCUCUGAUCCCCAGUCUCUUUCCAAUCAGAACAAACUGUUCUCCGACAUCAACCUCAAUGAUCAAGAAUGGCAGGAGCUGAUCGACGAGCUGGCCAAUACUGUCCCGGAGGACGAUAUGCACGACCUCUUCAAUGAGGACUUUGAGGACAAGAAGGAGGCGGAGUUCGGCAGGCCGGCAAACAAUCAUACACCGGGCCCACAAGAAGCAGCUGGGAACACUACAGCACCGCCAGCAGCAGCCCUGCCUCCACCUCCUCAGCCUGGAGGAGGACCCCAGGUGCCCAUGGGCUCUCCACAGGUCCGACCAUCGUCGUCAGGCCCUCAGUUUGCCACCACUGCCAACGGAACGCCUCCUCAGCAACCUUUGCAGCAGUCUCCAGCCGUUGCCAUGGCAUCAGGUUCCCCAUUGCACAACUGCGUGGCUCGCUCCCCUCAGACCCCAACCCAGGCUCAGACACAAGCAGUCUCUAGGCCAGCCAAUGGAUACAUGAUGAACCCAGGCCCGGGGGUCAGUCAAGCGGGCACGGGACCUGGAGCGACAGGAGUUGCACCUGGAGGUCAGCCUGUUGGGCCAGUGACACCAGAACUUUCUCCAGCAGAGCAGCUAAAAGCAAUGGCUCAGCAGCGUGCCAAACUGCUGCAGCAGAAGCAGCAACAAGCAGCUAACUGGUCCCCUGCAGGAGCUCCAACCAGUCCUUAUAACUCUGGUCCCUUUAACCAAGACAAACCCAACAGCCCCAUGAUGUACCCACCGCAAGCCUUUAACGCUCCACAGGGCCCUCUAGUGGCUGGGAUGACCCCAAACAAUGGGCCCAAAGCCCCCAUGAACAACUACCUCCCUCACAACCACAUGGGCAUGAUGGGCCAGCAACAGCCAAACAGCAUUAACCAGAACGCCAUGACCAAACAGCAGCAGCACACGGCAGCCAUGUUGUCGUACAACAACACCAAACCGCUGAGUCACUUCAGCGGCAGUGGAGUCGAUCACAUGGGCCAGAGGAUGACUCCCCCCAUGGGAGGGAACAAUCAGGUCAAGAACCCCAUGAUGCCUCCCUACAUGGGUGGUGGGGGAGGCGGCGGCCAGGGCGUGGGGCCGGGGCAGACCCAGGGGCCAAUCCCGGGACAGACGGCCCACCUGAGUGAGGAGCAGAAGAGGAUGCUGCUGAUGAAGCAGAAGGUGUUGAACCAGAACAUGCCCUACAGCGCCAUGCAGCCUCAUGGACAGGUAAGGCAAGGCACCUGUUGCUUCUUCACUUCGCUCAAGGAGGUUAUGAUUGCGGUUUGGUUUAACUGUUUGUCUGCAAGAUUACGGUAUGACUACUGGCACGGUCUUCUAGAAACUCUGUGUAAGCAAGCACCAAGGAUAGUGCUCUCUUAG